AUGCAAGAUAAAGCUGCCGGAGGAAAGAUAAGCAAAACCAAGGUCGUCUCUGCAAUACUAGCCUUUGCCAACAUAGCAAACUGUGGAGUAUUAAGCGGAGGAAUCAGCACAGACUUAACCCCACCCAUCUCUUCCUCAUAUGGAAUUGGAUAUGGCUCUGGAGCAUCACACAUCGCCAUCGAAGGCAGUCAUAGUGGUCUAGGUGUUGGCUUAACGGCUGGUUUAGGACAUGGAGCACUAUCAGCUGGUCCAGCCCUUGAAGUUGGUGCUGCAGUUACACCUGGAUUAGGAGCGUAUGCCUCUACACCAAUCCUAUCCGCAGGAGGAAUAGGACAUGGUAUUGGACUAGGAAAUAGUAUUGGAUUAGGAAGCGGACUUGGCAUCGGUAUUGGUAGUCUAGGAGGUGGAUAUGGAGGUAGUUACGGAGGUAGUUACGGAGGUGGUUACGGAGGUGGAUAUGGAGGUGGAUUUGGAUACGGAGGAGGUGCCGGAUUCGGAAGUGGUUCUGGAUUUGGUGGAGGAAUCGGAAUCGGAAUAGGAAACGCCGGUACAAUCAACGGAGGCACCACCUACUCCCAUCAAACGCAAACAGUGAACGUACCAGUGCCAGUACCACAACCGUACCCUGUCAGCCGUCCAGUUCCAGUACCAGUUCCCGUACCUAGACCCGUGGAAGUACCAAGACCUGUUCGCGUAGAAGUACCCCAGCCAUACAAAGUCGUUGUAUCCAGACCCUACCCAGUGCCAGUACCUCGUCCAUACCCAGUACCAGUGAAGGUAAAGGAAUUUGUAAAGGUACCAACUCCGGUUCACGUGAGGGUACCCAAGCCUUAUCCCGUAUCUGUACCAAAGCCUUAUCCAGUUUCUGUACCAACUAAGGUCGAAGUAAGUGUACCAGUACCAGUUGCAGUUCACACCGAUGCCCAUAUUGGGGUUAGCGCGGGACAUGGGGGUAUUGGAGGUGGGUCUUUCAUCGGGGGUCACGGGGUAGGCUAUUCUGGUUACUCUGACUUCAACUACAGCGGUAGCGGGUCUUUCGAAGACCACGGACACGGCCAUGGAACACUGUACGCCAGUAAUGGAGGUUACAAAUACUGA
Molecule: messenger RNA, 1098 nt
Organism: Anoplophora glabripennis (Asian longhorned beetle)
Lineage: Eukaryota; Metazoa; Arthropoda; Insecta; Coleoptera; Cerambycidae
Product: dirigent protein 10-like
Exons: 2
Coding region: 1-1098 (365 amino acids)
Source: RefSeq, a predicted model, not a curated record